CACACGUCCUGCUGCCUGGAACCUUCCUGCGGGAGUGUGUGCAGCCCGGAGCCUUUAGGAGGGACACCAGCGUGUCAACAGGAGCAGCAGCGCGGAGCUCGUCGGAGCGGAGGGAGAUGAGCACCAAGCAGGUGACCUGCAGGUACUUCCUGCAUGGCGUGUGCAGGGAGGGCAGCCGCUGUCUGUUCUCUCACGACCCGGCCAACAGCAAACCCUCCACCAUCUGCAAGUACUACCAGCGGGGAGUGUGCGCCUACGGCGAGCGCUGCAGGUACGACCACAUCAAACCCCCCGGCAGAGGAGGAGGAGGAGCAGGGGGAGGAGUCAGCAGAGGGGGUGGAGUCGGUAGAGGGGGUGGGGUCAGUGGAGGGGGGGGAGUCGGUGGAGGGGGCGGGGCCAGCGGUGCAGAGGAGGCUGCAGUCAGACCUGCAGUGAAGAAGAACCUGGUGCUGAGAGACAGAGCUCUGGCAGCAGACAGUGUGUUUUCUGUUCCAGAAGGUUCUCUCUCAGAUGUUCUCCAGCAGGAGAGCAGAGCUCCUCAGUCGUACGUGGACGCCAUCAGAACCGGUUUGCAGGCGUCUGCCGUCGCGACGUCUGCCCACCACGCAGUGGGCGGGGCUUACCAGGACCUUGUGCAGCUCUGUCCCUAUGCUGCUGCUGGUCACUGUCACUAUGGCAACAGCUGUCCAUAUCUCCAUGGCGACCUGUGUGACAUCUGCAGACUGCAGGUUCUCCACCCACACGACCCCGAGCAGAGGAGAGCACACGAGAAGAUGUGUCUGUUGGCGUUUGAGUCGGACAUGGAGCGGGCGUUUGCAGCUCAGCUCAGUCAGGACAAGGUGUGCUCUAUCUGCAUGGAGGUGGUGGUGCAGAAGUCGAACCCGGCAGACAGGAGGUUUGGCAUCCUGUCGUCCUGCUGUCACACCUACUGCCUGAACUGCAUCCGACAGUGGCGCUGCGCCAAGACCUUCAGCAACAAGAUCAUCAAGUCGUGUCCGGAGUGCCGGGUGGUGUCGGAGUUUGUCAUCCCGUCAGUUUACUGGGUCGAGGAUCAAGACGACAAGAACCGACUCAUAGAGCUGUUCAAGUCUGGAGUCAGUAAGAAGGCCUGUAAGUACUUUGAUCAGGGCCGUGGUUCCUGUCCGUUUGGAGGAAAGUGUUUGUAUCUGCACGCGUUCCCUGACGGAACCCGAGCCGAGCCGGACCGCCCCCGCAAACAGCUGAGCUCCGAGGGCAACGUCCGGUUCCUGAACAGCGUACGUCUGUGGGAUUUCAUCGAGGAGCGGGAGCAGCGCUCCAUCCCUCCGCCGCCGCCGUCUCAUGAUGAUGACGUCACAGAGCUGCAGGAGCUCUUCAUGCAGAUGUCGGGGCCGGGCCGGGACGAGGCAGAGACUCCGCCCCCUGGAACUGCUCCUCUUCAGUAGCCCCCACCCCCCACCCCCUCGUCUGUCUGUCCUCUGGUGUCCAUGGCAACCAGCAGCCAAUAGAAACCACCGCCAUGUUUUUGCUGCCGAAACAUUAGAAUCUGAAAUCCAUGUGAUGAACUGCCAGCACAGAACUGCAUCAUGGGAAUAAAAUGGUAAACAUGUUGUUGUUGGGUCCCAGAGACACAGUGAUGUCAUCAGAGGCUGAUUGGCUCAGGCUGUGGUGACAUCAUCAUCAUUAGCAUAUUUAGAAUGAGGUUCCAUGUACAGUGUAUGAACUGCAGGGGCGUGGCUUCAGUGUGACACGUGUGAAGAUCAAUAAAAGUUUCCAGCUCCUA
Messenger RNA from Myripristis murdjan (pinecone soldierfish), 1762 nucleotides. RefSeq names its product makorin, ring finger protein, 2 (gene mkrn2). Bases 117 to 1424 code for a protein of 435 amino acids. NCBI's taxonomy places the organism in Eukaryota, Metazoa, Chordata, Actinopteri, Holocentriformes, Holocentridae. Gene Ontology annotation, molecular function: metal ion binding; ubiquitin protein ligase activity. The transcript is spliced from 10 exons. Gene Ontology annotation, biological process: protein polyubiquitination. The record is from RefSeq and is a predicted model, not a curated record.